Molecule: messenger RNA, 735 nt
Organism: Seminavis robusta
Lineage: Eukaryota; Bacillariophyta; Bacillariophyceae; Naviculales; Naviculaceae
Source: the annotation of a GenBank genome assembly
AUGGGGAACCUUCAGGUUCUUCAGUGGGCCCACAGCCAAGGGUAUCAGUGGGAUGUUUCCACAUGCAAAGAGGCUGCCAGCGGUGGGCAUUUGGAGCUUUUGAAAUGGGCAAAGUUAAACGGAUGCCCCUGGGAUGAUAGUACAUGCCUUGCUGCUGCGGAACAUGGGCAUUUGGAUGUACUAGAGUAUACCCAUUCCAAUGGCUGUCCAUGGAAUGAACAAACAUUGACUGUUGCUGCAAAGCAUGGGCACACAAAGAUUUUAAUCUGGGCAAAAAGCAAGGAUUGUACCAUGGAUGCCAGUUUAUGUACCAGUGCUGCAGAGGGUGGGCAAUUGGCCACCUUGAUAUGGUGCCAUGAGAAUGGAUAUCGACUGGAUGAAACAAUUUGUAUUGUUGCCGCAGCCAGUGGGCAACUGAAAGUUAUCCAAUGGGCAAGGGGGAAAGGCUACCCUUGGAAUUCACAGACUUGUGCAAGUGCUGCUGGUGGUGGACAUUUGGAAACACUGAAAUGGUGCCAUGAACAUGGCUGUCCAUGGAAUGAAGAUACCUGUUCUGGUGCAGCGUAUGGUGGGUAUUUGGAGGUGUUGGAAUGGGCCCGAGCCAAUGAUUGCCCUUGGGACAGCACUACAUUGACGUUGGCAGAAUUCAAUGGACAUGUCAAGGUGACAGAAUGGGCUGAGGAGAAUGGAUGCCCAGCAUCUGAAUCUCUCUUAAAUCUUCUAACUCUAUGAGAG